Messenger RNA from Drosophila willistoni, 2045 nucleotides. Its product is annotated as WD repeat-containing protein 43. Gene Ontology annotation, cellular component: nucleolus. Gene Ontology annotation, molecular function: protein binding. Gene Ontology annotation, biological process: maturation of SSU-rRNA from tricistronic rRNA transcript (SSU-rRNA, 5.8S rRNA, LSU-rRNA). The transcript has 6 exons. NCBI's taxonomy places the organism in Eukaryota, Metazoa, Arthropoda, Insecta, Diptera, Drosophilidae. The record is from RefSeq and is a predicted model, not a curated record. The coding region runs from base 36 to 1997 and encodes 653 amino acids.
CUGGUCCAGGUUGUUUGCCGCAAAACAACAACACGAUGUCGCUGGCCAAGAAGCACGUGCUGGGCUUCUCACCCAAUGGAGGACAAUACUUUGCCCUGGUGGACGAGCACGGGGUCCUUCGUAUAUGGGAUACAGAGGCCAAUUCACUAAAACAAGAGUUUACAGCCAAUCUAUAUCUCUCCGGAGGCUGCACUGCUCUCACAUGGGUUUCUGUGGGCGCUCCACCAACUCCGCGUGCCAAGAAGUCCCGCAAGUCUCAGAAUGAUUCGGUGGUCGGCAGUAAUAAAUUGUACAUAGCUCUAGGCACAUUGAAAGGCAUUGUAUCUUUAUAUUCAUUGGCGGAGGGACAGAUCGAACGCACAUUGAGCGGGGACAAUCAUGAUGGUCCAGUCACCUCAAUUGCCUAUAAUCAGAGCAAGGGGCAUCUAUAUACAGUGGGAACAGACUGUCGUGCCCUGGUGUGGUCCAUAGCCGAGGAACGUUGCAUUGCCGACUGGCAGGUGGGACCUGAGAAGCCGCAUAAUAUUGUUUACCUGGCUAAAAGCCGCUCAUUAGCUGUUGGAGCGCGUUCGCUAAAGAUCUUUGAUGUUGAGACCAAAGAAUUGGUUGAGACAUUCACUGGGCACUCAAGCGAUAUAAAUGCAAUGACCAGCAUAGCUGACAAUGAUCUAGAAUACAUACUUACCACAGCUCGCAUGGAGCGAGUCAUUAGUUUCUGGAAAAUUGAUAAACGAGGCAGAAAUAAGGCAUCGGCUUGCACUUUGCUAAUGGAGGAUCUGGCUUACUGCUUGGCCAGCGAAGUACACACCGAGGAUGGGUCAUUGCGGGUGGCUAGUGUGACACGAAAUGGCAAUAUUCACAUAUAUUUACUCAACAUAAAUGGCCUCUCAUCAGAAAAAUAUAUUAAGCCGAAAGUUUCCCUGCAAAUAGCCUCUGAUGGAGCCAAGACUGUGGAACCUCUUCAUGCAGUUGCCGCCCAUUUUGUUCAAGAUAAAACUCGAACCCAUGAAAUCCUCUUUGGCUAUGGCAGUCGCAGUUUACUGCAGUUUGAACGUUUUACUCCCAAUUAUGCCGAGAAAUUAAAUGUCAUUGUGAGAGCCGAUCCCAAGAAAUUAUAUGCCAAAAAACAACAAAAAGAUGAACCCAUCACCGGCCUAAAAACCGAAAUACCCAGGGAUAAUGUAAAGAGAGUAGAGUACAAUAGCGCUUUGCCUAUUUCCAAGAAAAAAGUACAAAAUGAGGUGCCCAUGGAGGCGAGAUUGCAACAUUUGCAAUUGAAUGCCACAAAACCAACAGCCAAUAAAUUGCAAAUGCAAAGCAAGACCCAACUAUUGAUGCAGGCAUUGCACAGUAAGGAUCAGACAAUGAUACAAUCAGUGCUUAAUACACUUGAUACAGAAACUAUACAAUUGACUUUGGAACGUCUGCCGCUAGAGUAUGUGAAUCCAUUGGUUCAUGAAUUAUCCCAGUUGCUACAGGGCAAGCAUGCAAGUGUCGCCUGUGGUCUACGUUGGUUACGCAUCCUAGCCUCAACCCACACUAGUGUCCUAAUGUCCGAGGAUAAGGACGCUUUACGUGAUAAAUUGGGCAUUUGCCUCGGCAUUGCAGAGCAGCGUAUGAGAUGUCUCACUGAAGCUUUGCAAAUAACGGGACGCGUCAAUUUGAUUAUAAACCAAAUGAAACGUAAUGCUGACAAUCAUUUGAAUGAUAAUGGUGUACUCAUUGUCGAUGAGAAUCAACGUGAGGCUCGAGAAGCACAGUACGAUGAUAACAAUUGGAGUGAUCUGGAAGAGGAUGAUAAUGUCAGUUCAGAGGAUGACAGAGACGUCGAUCAAAAAGAUGCGAAUGAUGAUGAUGAUGAUGAUGAUGAUAAUAAUGUCGAUAUGGCAGCAGAUGAUGAUGUGGCUGCUGAUGAGGAGGAUAUUAUAAUGACACAAGAUUCGGAUAAUGAUGAUGACGAUUCAUCAGACCCAACAGACUCAUCUGAAGACGAGUAAUACUUUUUUUUUUUGUUAUAAAUAAAACUCUCGAUUUUCCAAACACAA